UGGGUGCUGAGUCUCUGUCCAGUUAUCAUAGCAGCAUCAAUUUGAGGAAGACGUGCGUAUGAAGCGUUUCUGUAUUCCAUUGAGAGGAGACCACAGCCUGCUGACCCCCGACACCAAAUCAUCGUCGGGGGUCAGUCUCAGAGAACCGGGGACUUUGGAGGGAAGGGCCUCACUGCCAGGACACCUGAGCGACCUGUCUGCUAGGUGGCGGCCAUCUGCAUCACCAACUCGCCGCUUACGGUUUGAGGAUGAGACAGAGAUUGAAGCAGAGUCUCGUUACCGAGAGCGACAGCUUCAAAGGACGUUUGGGCAGCCGGGGACUGGUGUCCUCAUGUCUAAACUGGACAUAAACCAGUGCAUUAAUGCCCGUUUAGGACACAAAGGGACGGAAGCCGAUGCUGGUCAGCAACAGAGAAGAAAAACAAUGAUGAGGGUGGUGCGACCCUUUGAAUCAGGUGGGGUUAAGUUGGGAAAUACAGCCCACUUGGACCAGCGCCUCCUUCAGCAUCCACCUUUAAAUGAGAGAAGAGGGAGUGGCCUUGCCAGGCCCCACCUCCACAUGCGGACAGAGCUGCUCAAAGACUCCUAUAUCGGCUGUGUCACACCUGCUCCCUCAGGUGAUGGAGUGGGUGGAGAUGUCAGCAAGCACGGGAGAGGGAGAGCCAACAUGAUGCAAAAAAACAGCAACCAGGUUAUCGAUUCACAGGCCCCACUUACUCUGGAAAUACCAGUAAACCCGUAUGCCCCUGUCACAGUGGGGACACCUCCCCAGUCAUCUACUGCCCCCCAUCAUCCCCGUUCAUGUUUGUCUACUUUAACCCCACUCACUGUCAGGCCCCUGAUGAUGUCAGGGAAUGGAAAUCUCAAUAACACAGCAACAGGAGAGAAUCGAAACCAGAACGAGGAGAAACAGAGGAACCACUCAGCUGCUGAGCCUCACAGAGAACCUCAGACCCGGUCAGAGUUGAAGGAAAGGAGAAGAUGCUCUUCCUCAGCUGAAGACAGAGCCCCUCCCACCAGAACUGAGAGACACGUCAGUCAUCCAAUAAGAGAGGAACUCCAGGGUACCAUCACACCUCCUGAAAGGUUCAGCAGAGAUGGACCAUCUCGUCUCUCACUGCGCCGCCUUUUCUCUACAGUCAAACUAAGCAGGCCUCGAACCGGCAGCCUGGACCGGUUAUCCACAAAGCCCCACCCCCCCACUCUGGACCAUGCCCCUAAUGAUGGCAGCAGGUCUUGCAGCCUGUUGAAGAAAUCUCCUUCUGCUCAGUCUCUGGGGGCGCUGGGGUUAAAGAAGUACUCAUCAAUACAGAGUUUUAGUUCUGAGAAGAACAAGAACCGCUGUGCAGAACAUAGACCUGCUGAUGAGCAAUUUCUGCCUCGGUGUCUGAGCUCAGAGGACAUAAGUCAGCCCUGCUCAGGGAGAUCUGUUGGUCGGGUUCUUCAGGUCUGUUCUGAUGGAACGGUUCUGUUAGAACUCAGCCGACCAGCAGAUCAGAAGCUUGGGUUCAUCAUCGGCCGAGGAAAACAACGAACAGACUCUGGUGUGUACGUGGAGGACUUGGUGGACCGCUGCAGUCAGAAGCUGUAUGCAGGCCUCUUAUCUGUGGGAGACGAGAUCUUGGAGGUGAACAGAGAGAAAGUUGCCUCUCUCAGUUUGGAUCAGGUGAACCAGGUGCUGCUCCAGAACCCCACCUCCACCGUACGGAUCCUGAGACGGAAGACCGCCUCUGCACUCUAG
Messenger RNA from Cyprinodon variegatus (sheepshead minnow), 1741 nucleotides. RefSeq lists its product as uncharacterized. The transcript is spliced from 7 exons. Lineage: Eukaryota; Metazoa; Chordata; Actinopteri; Cyprinodontiformes; Cyprinodontidae. Gene Ontology annotation, cellular component: cell cortex; nucleus; apical plasma membrane. The record is from RefSeq and is a predicted model, not a curated record. Gene Ontology annotation, biological process: centrosome cycle; regulation of cellular localization; establishment or maintenance of cell polarity. Gene Ontology annotation, molecular function: protein kinase C binding. The coding region runs from base 59 to 1741 and encodes 560 amino acids.